Schistosoma haematobium is the source of this 1440-nucleotide messenger RNA. Its product is annotated as BAG molecular chaperone regulator 1, variant 2. NCBI's taxonomy places the organism in Eukaryota, Metazoa, Platyhelminthes, Trematoda, Strigeidida, Schistosomatidae. Bases 785 to 1357 code for a protein of 190 amino acids. Gene Ontology annotation, molecular function: protein-folding chaperone binding. The transcript is spliced from 6 exons. The record is from RefSeq and is a predicted model, not a curated record.
CAAAAAUGCCUUUCGAGCAAACCUUGCACUGGUGACAUUGAAGCGCAUUUUUGACCAGUUUGACGGAAGAACUUUCCACACAAUCUUCAAUAGUUUCAUCCGUCCCCAUUUAGAGUACGGAAACAUAGUACUCCCCCCUCACUCCAAAAGGACAAGGUCACUUUGGAGCGUAUCCAGCGGCGAGCCACGAAAUCAGUUCGAGGACUCAAAUCUAAGCCUUACGAAGAACGCCUCCGUUCACUAGACCUUUACCCAUUAGAAUAUAGGCGUCUUAGAGGUGAUUUAUUAAUGGCCUAUAGUAUUCUUAACACUUCUGGACAUCCUCUUAAACACCUACUUAAGCUUAGUUCGAAUAACAACCUAAGGGGUAACACCCAGAAACUGGAAACACAACAUAGCAAGACGGAAUGUAGACACAAUUUCUACUCCUUAAGAGUUGUCAAAAGCUGGAAUUCGCUGCCAGCCGAGCUAGUCCAAGCGACUUCUCAGGAGUCCUUCAAGAGGCAACUUGACCUAUUCUUAAGGACCAAGAACAGCAUCACAUUAUGAUUUACCAAUCUCUUUUCCUCUUUUAUUGUUAACAUACCUAGGUUCCUGUCUGGAGGAUUUGGUGAUCCCCUGCUACUAGACACGGAAGCCUGUUAAGCGAAAGCUUCUUCUAUUCCGUCCACAACCAUUUGAACCAUUUGAACCAUUUGGGAUCGUGAGUGGAGGUUGCGGAGCUUUUGAAUGUCAGUGCUAUUGCACUAACAAAUGUAAUUAUUAAGUUUAACAUAAAAUUAACAUGUCAGACCCAGGUCAUAGCAUCAAUGUGAUUUUUGGGGGUCAAAAGCAUUUGGUCCCUUUACCAUUGAAUAGCGAUGCAACAUUACUGGACUUAAUGAAGUCAAUAGACUCUAUUUUACACAUUCCAUUUGAUAAACAAAGAAUAAUAUACAAAGGAAGAUCUCUUACUGACCCUGAUGCAUUAAUUUCUUCAUCCGGUCUCAUUCCUGGGUCUAGAGUUAUGAUUCUUGGUUCAGUUGAUAAACUUAAUCCAGAUGAGGCCGUAAAACUUGUCAAGGCAAAAGACACAUCUGAUGCAGUCGAUUUACAACUAAAAGACCUCUCAAACAAGCUAGAUACUAUUUUAUCUCAAAGUAAUUUUGAUAGUUUAGAGGUAACUGCACACGUAAAGUCUACAAUUGACAUUAUGGAGCAGUGCAUGCGUACUCUUGAGCUUCUGGACUCUGUUCGGUUGCCAUACAAUUGCGAAAGUGAACGCGCUUGUCGUAAGAGGCUAGUAGACACAAUACAAGAGUUUCUUGUACAGGCGGACAAGUUGAGAGCUGAAUUUUUAAAGCUUAUCAAAACAUAACACUGAUAUUUUCUGUGUUAAUACUUCUGUAACAUAGUGUUUACUACAGUACUACUUUUGUCAGUAACUUAAAAAAUAACAUU